GAUGUGAGGGAGAAAUCAAUACACCGCUCCGCCUGUCAGUUGCAGUUCCAUGAUCGGACGCAUGGUGUCAGUGUGCCGCGGUUUUAAUCAGAAUACGGCCUUCGAUCAGCUGAUUGGCGCUUCACGCGCUAGUUUUUGUGAACCGACCCCAGCGGCAACAUUUGAACAGAUUCAGUUCGAGGCUUUCUCUCUUUGCUCACUCCAACAUGGAUAUCGGAGUGACUCCGAGACGGCACAACCCUGUGGACAGCAUCUGCCGCAAGCUGCAGACUAUCCAGCGACGAGAUCAAGAGGUUAACUCGCCCUUUCAGAUCCCUAAGUUCCAGUCCAGCAGCUACGACAGCCCUCACUCGGGUCUGCGCCUCAACCUGGAGGCCAUCCUGAAGAAGCGUACCGUCCGAACUGACGGAGACUCUGACUGUGAUUCCUCAGCGAGCAUGCUGACCCCCACAGCUUCCCCGGGACCGGGGUCUGCCACCAACACCCCUCGUGCUCCCAUCACACCUGGCAAUGCUACCUAUACCAUUACCAGCACGCUGAGCACGUUAGGGGAGAGGAGAAAUACAGCAACGUACAGCCGGCCAUUUCGGCGUAACUGCUCCACCCCAGCAACCCAGACUGGGGACAAUUACUUUAACUUUACCCCACGCUACUCCACACAAACCCUGCUGGAGGGGCCCGAGACAGAGGUGAAGACCUCGAAAAUCCCAGCUCCUGGCUUGUUCUCGUAUAACUUGAACUUCUCCUCUGAUAUUUCUAACAUGGACAGUGAACUCACCUACCCGGCCCUCGUGGUUAAGAGACUUUCACUGGGCGAGGGAUCCCUGUUUCCCUCCGAGCCCAAGAAGGAGAGCAUGGCUGAGGUCAGUCUGAUUUGUGAGGAAGACCUGUUGGACACUAUUUUUCAGGCCUGUGACACACAGUGCAGAGGUAAAGUUUAUGUAUCACAUAUUGUGGACUUCUUGAGACACACCACUUGCCGCAGUUCAGAGGACAGUGGCCUAGAGGAACUCUGCAAUAUGCUGGACCCAGAGCACAAGGACAUUUCCAUAGACCUGGACACAUACCAUGCUAUCAUGAAAGAGUGGAUUGAUGAUUGCCGGAACCAGGGGAAGGACUCAAAGAAUGACCAACAGGAAUCAUUUAAACUAUGGGACAGUUUAUCGGCAAGAAGAUCUGCUCUUUUAAAUAUGACUUCAGGUAGUCUUGAAGCAUUCGGAGGGGAAGCCUCCAGAGCUGACCUGGAGACAUCAGAUCUAGUCUUCUGUGUGGCAGAUCUACAACUAAAUAACCAAAAGCUGCAGGAGGAGGUGCGUAAACUGAAGCAGGCGGUGGAAAGCAUGGAAGACACCAACCAGAGACUCAUUGAGGAAAAUGAAGACCUCAAAGCACAAGCUAGGAUAGGGCAGCAGUUAUUACAGAAGGAGAAGAUGCUUAAAGAGGAAGUUGAGGAGAUGAAGCUGAGUCUGACUUCUUCAGAAGAGUGUCGAGCUCAGGCCUCUGCUCAAAGAAGGCAGAUGGAACGGGAAAACCAGAGUCUUAUAUCCAAAAUCGCUGCUCUACAAGAGGAGAAUAUGAAAGUCACACUGGAGGCAGAAGACCUUCAGAAAAAGAUCAAUGACCUCUGUGACCUUAAUGCUGACCUUCAGGUCCAAGUUCAUUCAUUUGAUACCAUUCUGGCUGACAAGGAGUCGAUAAUUCAGGAGAAAAAUAAACAGAUAGAUGAACUGAAGGUGGCCAUUGUGGAGUAUUCCUCAGUUACAGAGCUGUUGAGAGCAGACAAGAACAAACUGGAGAGUCAAAUGCAGAUGAUGCAGCCUGAUAUGACAAUCCCAGGUCUCUCUCUCUCGGUGGCCUACAGACUAAAUCAGAUGAGUUCAGGUUCUCUUCAGACAGAGUUGGCUAUGGCACAGAAUCCCCUGGAGGGUUUGGAGCAUCUGUCCUCCUCGGUUUGUUUUGCAUCUUCUUUGGAUGAGACUCUAGAUCGGGAGGUUCUUCUUCUUCUCCAAGGCCCGACUCCAGAGCAGCUGUCUCUGGAAUUUAAAACUCUGAUCAGCAGACUGAAAAGGGAGUUUAAGGAAGAUGGCAUCACCUUUCUCACAGCAUUCAGAAGCCUAACAGAGAACAGUGAAACUCAGGAGAUCAACACCGACCUCAAGAUACAAGGCCUGGAGGUGCAGCUUGAGCAGAGAAGGAGUGACUGGACCCGCAGUCUGGAGCAGUUGGACCAGUACACAGACUCUCUGGAGAGAGAGCUUCUAAAGAUGGCUAGCAACAUGCGACGUUCUCGUACCGAGAUCCUGCACCUGUCUGUCAAGGUACAAGAGCAGGAGAAUCAAAAGCAGCAGUUGCGAGAGGAACUUGACCAACUAAAGGUUCCCCUGGACAUCAGAGAGGCCAGCAGCCAAACACCGGAUCACCUACAGCAGGUUGUGGAAGAGCUGGAUGGCCCCUGUCUUGAAUGGGAUGAGGAAUAUGUGUUGUCUGAGUCUCCACCUUUACAAGAGCUCGGGCCUGACCAGGAGAUGCUUCAGGAGCUCUGUUGUGAAGAAGAGGUACUACAGGCUCUGAAACAGGAGGAAGAGGAGGAGGUGAAACACAGAGAGACUGUGAGGGACAAGGAGAAGAUCACGGAAAGGACUGAGGGAGAAGGUGAAGCAAUGCAGGAUUCUGGAGUAGAGAACGAGGAGCUACAGAGAGACUCCAUCCUCUCUCAGACGCCUCUACCAGAUGACACCCCUGACGGAGAAUCACAAGGAACUCCGUUUGUGGGUGAAGAAGGAAUGCAAAGGCCUUGCACAGCCCUAAAGGAGGAAGACAGACUCCCAGAAUGCACUGGGCCUGAGGACGCCCACGAGCAGGCUGCUCCUCUGCUUCACACCCACAACCAGUGUGCUGAUGCAUCUUUGAGCUCUGAGACGCCCCGUGAACAGGUGAUCUCAGUCAAACACCUUAUUUCAUCUACUGAACCUUCCUCCCUUGAGAACACAGAGAUGGUAUCUCCCUCCACGGGCCAGCCUGAAGUUGGUGAUUCCAUUACAGGAAGGACCCAGCAGCCCACUGCCACAAACGGAGAAUCUGAGGGAGAACCUGUGGCCACCACAGCUUACAUGAGUGACUCGCAGAGACUGAGCGAGGGACAGCUUUCUAAAGUCUCUGCAAAAUCGGACAAGAGUCCUUUGUUGCCAGUAGCAGAGGAAGAAGAGGCCAUGCCAGAGGCGGCGGAGGCGAUAUCAUCUGGGGUGAACUCACCAGCCUCAGCUGACUCAUUGAAGGAUCCUUCUGAAAAAGCGAAGGACAUGACCUUUGACCCUGUUGUCAGUGAGGGUAAUCUUCCAACAGUCCCUGCUGCGCAAGGCUCCAAAAAAGACCCUAUGACUCUGAUGAACAAGCUUAAGAAAGAAAUGAGCAGUAUGGCAGCCAUUGAGGAGCAAAAAGCUCAGGAGGACGGGGAGCCUUCAGUGACCACAGAAAAAGAAGGUGGUACAUCUGUCAUCUCUGAAAAUGCCAGCGAUUCCACCAAAGAUGUCAAGAACAGCCUGUCGCCAAGUGACAAAGAGAUAGAGGCGGAGUUCCACCGGCUCUCUCUGGGCUUCAAAUGUGACAUAUUCACCCUGGAGAAGAGGCUACGCCUGGAGGAACGUUCGCGGGACCUGGCUGAGGAGAACGUCCGGAAGGAAGUGAACAGUUGUAAAGGUCUGCUGCAGGCCCUGAUUCCACGGUGUGAGGAAGAUAACCAGUCCAUGGAGAUCAUCCAUCGUCUGCAGAAGAACCUGGAAGUCCUCAUUCAAUCCAUGACCAGAGUAUCCAGCCGUUCAGAGAUGCUUGGGGCUGUUCAUCAGGAGACCAGAGUGGGUAAAACGGUGGAGGUGAUGAUUCAGCAUGUGGAGAACUUGAGGAGGAUGUAUACCAAGGAGCACGCAGAGCUGUUAGAGCUCAGAGAGAACCUCACACCAAAUGAAAGGUCCUUUGGGUCCCACACUGAGAGGGAUGAUUUCAGAAACAAGAAGCCAUCAACUGGAAACAUUUUCAAAAACACUAGCCGACGUAUCAGUAUAGCUACCAUUCCCCGCAGCAUUGGAGGACAGACCCAUUUUGACAUGCCCAAAGACAUGGCAGAAACUGAGGUAGAGAGACUCUCCCGUCGGUCACCAUGGAACAUGGCAACCAAGAGGCCACCCCUAAAGCGCUUCAUUAGCUCUGGUACUUGGGCCGACAAUGAUGAGCCCACUCUGAUGAAUAGUCCCAGCCCCAGCCCAACAGAUCACGCUCCACCCAGUCUGACUGAUGGGAGGCCUGCAGUUUCCAGAGGCACCAGGGGCAUUUGGAUUUGGCUGGCCUUGCUUGUGGUUCUAGUUGUUCUACUGGCCCUGCUGGCGAGCCUGAUGUUACAGCCUGCAGUAGAUGCAGCACCUGUGGGCACCGGGGACUCCUGGAUGACCAUCCAGCAGCUUCUGUGGCCCUAUACUGGGCUGAGGCACAACGGCCAGCCCCCUGUGUGACACCAGGGGGUCGGCAAGGCUGCAGUGGCUGGUUCUGACUUUCAGAAAAAACUCUGGCUGCAAGAGCUGUGAUGCAACACUACUGCCUGUCCUUCUAACAGAACACUUUGUGACCAUUUCUUACUGAAGGUAAAAAGUUGUGCUGAAAACUGUAGACUGCUUGAAUGCCGUGUAUACAAACCGUCAGGUUGGCGACAUAUGUAAUAAGCACUUUUAGGAGUCAGUGCCAGCCAAUCACACGGUGGAUAUUUGGAUUGGAGUGGGAUGAGCACACUGCAAUUGUGUGAAUGUCAAACAUCAUAUAUUGUUUGCCCGAAAAGGCUGCCGUUUUUAAACAUUUUGAAAUUGAUCAGUGUGUUUUUAUGGGCAGUUUGAAAGUGUAUUGAGAUGAGACCUUUUUAAAAAAAUGUUUUUUCUUUUUGUUAACUUAUUUGACAGUUUUAUGCAGUAGAUGUUUUUUAUAUUAUUAAUUGUUUCAAACACAUGGUUUUUAUCCUCAUGAAGCUAUAGCUUUGGUGUUCAUUGUAAGAAGUUCAUACACUUUUGUAUGUUCCAAAGAGGGGGGAGAGAAACUUUGCACAAUAAAAGAAACUGAUCCAA
Messenger RNA from Carassius auratus (goldfish), 5102 nucleotides. Its product is annotated as lymphoid-restricted membrane protein-like. NCBI's taxonomy places the organism in Eukaryota, Metazoa, Chordata, Actinopteri, Cypriniformes, Cyprinidae. Gene Ontology annotation, cellular component: endoplasmic reticulum membrane. The record is from RefSeq and is a predicted model, not a curated record.